Sphenostylis stenocarpa is the source of this 2271-nucleotide messenger RNA. The record is from the annotation of a GenBank genome assembly. Lineage: Eukaryota; Viridiplantae; Streptophyta; Magnoliopsida; Fabales; Fabaceae.
AUGGGCGCUGACAUGUCCAACAAUCCACCUCCCACUUCUCACGCCAAAGACUUCUUUGCCUCCCCAGCUCUCUCUCUCAGCCUUGCGGGAAUUUUUCGCCAUGCUGGUGUGGCGGCGGACGCUGAAGCUGCCACUUCGAACAUGGAGGUGGAGGAGUGGGAAGAAGGGAGCGGAGGAGGUGAAAGGCUAGAAGAGAUUAGCAGCGAGAAUUCGGGUCCCACGAGAUCCAGAUCAGAGGAUGAUUUUGAAGGAGAAGGCGAACACGAGGAUGCUGAUGCUGAUGGGGACAAGACCAAGAAGAAGAAGAGGAAGAAAUAUCACAGGCACACUGCUGAUCAGAUCAGAGAAAUGGAAGCGCUUUUCAAAGAGUCACCACAUCCUGAUGAAAAGCAGAGGCAACAACUAAGCAAGCAAUUAGGCCUUGCUCCGAGGCAAGUCAAGUUCUGGUUCCAAAAUCGUCGAACCCAAAUCAAGGCAAUACAAGAGCGUCAUGAAAAUUCUUUGUUGAAGUCAGAAAUAGAGAAACUAAAAGAGAAAAAUAAAUCCUUACGCGAGACAGUAAACAAAGCUUGUUGCCCCAACUGUGGCGUGCCAACCACAAGCAGAGAUGGUGCCAUGCCAACCGAAGAACAACAACUACGUAUUGAAAAUGCCAAACUCAAAGCGGAGGUAGAGAAGCUCCGAGCAGCUUUAGGGAAAUACGCACCUGGAUCAACGUCCCCUUCAUGUUCUUCUGGCCAUGACCAAGAGAAUAGAAGCUCUUUGGAUUUUUACACUGGAAUUUUCGGAAUUGACAAUUCAAGGAUAAUGGAUAUAGUGAACCAAGCAAUGGAGGAACUGAUCAAGAUGACUACCAUGGGGGAACCAUUAUGGCUUCGUAGCUUCGAGACUGGUCGCGAAAUACUUAACUAUGAUGAAUAUGUGAAGGAGUUUGCAGUUGAAAAUUCAAGCAGUGGAAAGCCAAAGAGAUCCAUUGAAGCCUCAAGAGACACUGGAGUUGUUUUUGUGGAUCUCCCACGGCUUGUCCAAAGUUUUCUAGAUGUGAAUCAAUGGAAAGAAAUGUUUCCAUGUUUGAUAUCUAAGGCGGCAACUGUUGAUGUUAUAUGCAAUGGAGAAGGUCCUAACAGGAAUGGUGCAGUGCAACUGAUGUUUGCUGAGCUGCAAAUGCUCACUCCAAUGGUGCCCACAAGAGAAGUCUAUUUUGUCCGUUUCUGCAAACAGUUGAGUGCUGAACAGUGGGCGAUCGUUGAUGUAUCCAUCGACAAAGUAGAAGACAACAUUGACGCGUCCCUCGUGAAAUGCAGAAAACGCCCUUCCGGUUGCAUUAUUGAGGACAAGUCCAAUGGCCAUUGCAAAGUAAUAUGGGUGGAGCACUUGGAAUGCCAGAAGAGUGCAGUCCAUUCCAUGUAUCGCACCAUUGUGAACAGUGGCCUUGCCUUUGGGGCAAAGCAUUGGAUUACGACUCUACAACUUCAGUGUGAACGUCUAGUUUUUUUCAUGGCAACUAAUGUUCCAAUGAAGGAUUCAACCGGUGUUGCCACAUUGGCUGGGAGAAAAAGCAUUUUGAAGUUGGCACAAAGAAUGACAUGGAGUUUCUGCCAUGCAAUUGGCGCGUCAAGCUUCCACACAUGGACUAAGGUUACUAGCAAAACCGGGGAAGACAUAAGGAUAAGUUCUAGAAAGAACUUGAACGAUCCUGGUGAACCUCUUGGGUUGAUAUUGUGCGCUGUUUGUUCUGUAUGGUUGCCAGUCUCACCAAAUGUUCUGUUUGAUUUCUUGAGGGAUGAAACACGCCGAAAUGAGUGGGAUAUCAUGUCAAGUGGUGGGACAGUGCAGUCCAUUGCAAAUUUAUCCAAAGGACAAGACCGAGGCAAUGCCGUAACCAUUCAAACAAUUAAAUUGAAAGAAAACAGUGUGUGGGUACUACAAGAUAGCUGCACGAAUUCUUAUGAGUCAAUGGUGGUGUAUGCUUCUGUGGACAUUACUGGUAUUCAGUCUGUGAUGACAGGAUGUGAUUCGAGCAAUCUUGCCAUACUUCCUUCGGGAUUCUCUAUUAUUCCUGAUGGCCUCGAGUCAAGGCCAUUGGUGAUUACUUCAAGGCAGGAAGAAAAAUACACCGAGGGAGGAUCUUUGUUUACAAUGGCAUUCCAGAUCCUGACUAAUGCAUCUCCCACAGCCAAGUUAACAGUGGAGUCUGUGGACUCGGUCAACACUCUUGUUUCUUGUACAUUGAGAAAUAUCAGAACAAGUUUACAAUGUGAAGAGGGUUAG